AAAAAUAAAGAAAAUAAAAAAUAAAAAUAAAACCCCUUCUCUUUUCUGCUUCGCCUCCAAGGAAACAUUUUCACGUUCUCUGUCUCUCUCUCUGACGUGCACGGAAUCGUAGAGAUGCACGAACCGGAGCUUAAUGAUCUGUCAGAUGAUGCCGACUACGCGGCCUCGAUGCAACAGGGCUCUGCCAGCAUGAUGCGGUGCGACAGCGGCAAACGGAGCACAUCGAGCGAUUCGGAGGGGUUGGAGAUAGUUUACCUGAAGGAUAACGUGGCAAUACAUCCGACGCAGUACGCAUCUGAGAGAAUUAGUGGUCGGUUGAAGUUGUUUAAGCAAGGGAAUGCUCUUCUAAUGACAUGGAUUCCAUACAAAGGACAAAGUUCAAGUGCAAGGUUGUCGGAGAAAGAUAAAAAUCUAUAUACCAUUCGGGCUGUGCCAUUUUCAGAAAUCCGGUCAAUACGCAGACACACUCCAACACUAGGCUGGCAAUAUAUCAUUGUAGUUAUGUCAUCAGGACUUGCAUUCCCUCCUCUUUAUUUCUACAAUGGAGGAGUUAGAGAAUUUCUUGCCACCAUCAAGCAGCAUGUUUUUCUUGUGAGAUCGACAGAAGAUGCAAAUGUCUUUCUUGUGAAUGAUUUUGAAGAUCCUCUCCAGAGAACACUGUCUUCCUUGGAGCUUCCUAGGGCUGUUUCAGUCUCGAAAGUUCCUUCCCCUGUUGCGACUACUGAAUCAUCUUCCACUGCUGAACAAGAAAUGGGUGAAUCUGAUAAAAGAGUGACCAGUUUUCAGCAAAAUGGCAAGCAGAAGCCAAGACAAAAACAUCAUGAUCCUGCUCGGGAUAUUUCAAUUCAAGUUUUGGAGAAAUUCUCACUUGUUACUAGAUUUGCUCGUGAAACAACUUCCCAGCUCUUCCGGGACAAUAGUAUCGAUGGGUUUCCUCCUAUUGAAGGGAGAAAGCAUGGUCAGUGGUCAGAGGCAUACCAUGACAAACCAUCAACAGAUUCUCAAAAAGUCGCUGAUGAGGUUCCUGCAAUACCUGAUCCAGUAGAGACGGAUAAAUUGUCACUUGUGUGGGGGAAACCACGGCAGCCACCAUUAGGGCAAGAAGAGUGGAAUAACUACUUAGAUGCUGAGGGCCGGAUAAUGGACUCAGAAAAAUUGAAAAAGAGAAUCUUUUAUGGAGGAGUGGAGCAUAUUCUGCGGAAGGAGGUUUGGACAUUCUUGCUAGGAUACCACUCAUAUGACUCCACAUAUGCAGAGCGAGAAUACCUCAUAUCUGUAAAGAGAGAACAGUAUGAAACUAUAAAAAAGCAGUGGCAGAGCAUCUCACCAGAGCAGGCAAGAAAAUUUACAAAAUUCAGAGAGAGAAAAGGGCUUAUAGAUAAGGAUGUGGUGAGGACGGACAGGUCACUGUCAUUCUUUGAUGGGGAUGACAAUCCUAAUGUAUAUCUUUUACGCGACAUACUGUUGACAUACUCUUUCUACAACUUCGAUCUUGGGUAUUGUCAGGGCAUGAGUGAUCUUCUUUCUCCUAUUUUAUAUGUAAUGAGAGAUGAAUCAGAAUCUUUUUGGUGCUUUGUUCAUCUUAUGGACCGGCUUGGACCUAAUUUCAACCGUGACCAGAGUGGGAUGCACUCUCAACUUUUUGCAUUGUCGAAGCUUGUUGAGCUGUUAGACAAUCCAUUGCACAACUACUUUAUGCAGAAUGAUUGCUUGAACUAUUUCUUUUGCUUCCGCUGGAUUCUGAUACAGUUUAAGAGGGAAUUUGAGUAUGAGGCGACAAUGCGCUUGUGGGAAGUUCUAUGGACUCACUAUUUGAGCGAGCAUCUACACCUUUAUGUCUGUGUUGCAAUCCUCAAGAAGCACCGCAAUAAGAUUAUUCAGGAAAAGAUGGAUUUCGACACGCUCCUAAAAUUUAUCAAUGAGCUGAGCGGUCACAUUGACCUGAACGCAACUCUGAGAGAAGCCGAAGCCCUGUGUAUUUGCGCUGGCGAGAAUGGCGCAGCUUGUAUUCCUCCUGGUACGCCUCCUUCACUCCCAAUCGAGGAUGAUUCUUCCGCGUACCCUCAGUUGGAAGAUGAUGUUCUAUAGGACCAUCGGAAUUCAGAUGGAAAUUGUUGAAGACGACGAUCCUUUUGCUACUGUAAGUAAAGUUCCAAAUAUUAUAGAUAUACAUAUUCCAUGAAUUUGAAUUUGUCAAAAUAAAUUUUGUCUAGUUUGGUUGAAGUGAAGUAUUAUGCAUCAUCAUGACCUUGUCGUAUCUUUUCCUCUCAGUAUUGAAGAUUGAAAUUGAUGUUUUUAGUGUUUAGUUCCUCCGGGCAUGCUUGCUAUUUUGAGUCCCGUCGUAUAUUUCUUGUUUCA
Messenger RNA from Andrographis paniculata, 2358 nucleotides. RefSeq lists its product as uncharacterized. The record is from RefSeq and is a predicted model, not a curated record. Gene Ontology annotation, biological process: activation of GTPase activity. Lineage: Eukaryota; Viridiplantae; Streptophyta; Magnoliopsida; Lamiales; Acanthaceae. Gene Ontology annotation, molecular function: GTPase activator activity. The transcript has 15 exons. Bases 115 to 2088 code for a protein of 657 amino acids.